This is a messenger RNA of Parnassius apollo (apollo), 7269 nucleotides long. The record is from the annotation of a GenBank genome assembly. NCBI's taxonomy places the organism in Eukaryota, Metazoa, Arthropoda, Insecta, Lepidoptera, Papilionidae.
AUGACGUGCUAUCAAGUAUCAGAUUUAGUAUCGGGACUUAAGUCCCGGCAUACGGAAACUAGGCAUAAGGCAAUUCGUGAAUUAUUGCAUUUUGCUAAAACUGAUCUACGUGAGAUGUCCCAGGAUUCUUUGAAUCAGGUUCUUGACGAUUUUAACCAACAAAUUCAUGCCUUGACAUCCAGUUACGAUAACAAUGAGAAGAAGGCUGGUAUACUUACUAUAGUCUGUCUUAUUGGGGGAGAUAUUGAAACAACCAAAACAAGAUUAAAUCGCUAUGCUCAAUACUUAAGGAAUAUCUUUCCUUCUAAUGAUGUAGGUAUCUUGGAGUUAGCUGCCAAGACUAUGGGCCGUUUGGCUGUGUCACUUGGUGUUAAGAGAGGAGAAUAUGUUGAACUUGAAAUCAAAAGAGCUUAUGAAUGGUUGUCUGAGGAAAGAAGUGAAAGUAAGAGACUUUCAGCAGUCCUAAUAUUACGUGAACUUGCUAUUGCUAUGCCUUCAUACUUUUACCAACAUAUAGGUGGUUUUUUUCAUAAUAUACCCAUUGCACUCCGAGAUCCUAAGGAACAAAUCCGUGAAACUGCUGCGAAAGCAUUAAGAGCUGCAUUUGUUGUAACAUCACAAAGAGAACAACCGGAUCAAAGCAAUAAAUCACAUUGGUAUGCUGACUGCUAUGAAGAAGCUAUGACAUCAUUUUCUGAUCAUACUAUAAGAGAGAGGGGGCUAAAUAGAGAUGAACAUGUACAUGGUGCUUUACUAAUUUUAAAUGAAUUAUUAAGAUGUUCUAAUGCUGCAUGGGAGAAAAAGUAUACAACACUUAUGCAAAAGUUGGAUGCAGAACAAGAUAUAUCGGAUGAAAUGUUUUCUCUGAGUUUUAAAAUACAUAAUACAUGGUCAACAGAAAACUUUUCUGAGGAGAAAAAUUUCCUUCCAGGCAUUUAUGAGUCAAGUAUUUGUAGAAAACUAAUUGUUGAAAAAUAUGAAAAGAUAGCUUCAGAGGUAAUGGCUCAACAAAUAUCGAGGUCGCAUAGUGUCCACCAAAUGCUAUUGUUAAUCAUACCAAGAUUAGCUGCCUUAAACCGAGAGGCUUUUUCAAAGAAACAUCUUAAAUCUACAAUAAAUCAUCUGAUUACCUUCCUAAGAGGGAGAGAGAAGGAAAAGGCUAUGGCUUUUACUACAUUAGGACUAGUCUGUGUUGCUGUCGAAUCAGAUAUCCAGUUAUAUUUAGGAAGAAUUAUAGAAAUUAUAAGAUUAACUCUCCCUGCUAAAGAUGUGCCGAAAAAACGAAAUGGUACUGAUACUCCAUUAUUCAAUUGUGUAACUUUGUUAGGAUUUGCAAUGAAAGAAGAUGUUGCUAACGAGGUUAAAGAAUUAUUGGAUCCAAUGUGUGCUACAGGGUUAAGCCCGCAACUUACCACAUGCUUUAAGGAACUAAGUGAAAAUCUGCCAUCAUUAAAAACAGAAAUAACGGACCGCUUACUUAAUAUUUUAUCAUUGAUACUUAGAAAGAAACCAUACAUUAAUAGCCACUCAGAGCAACACUUUGUUCAUAUGUUAUCUACAGCGUUAUUAGGAGAGCCUCAUGAUGCUAACAAGUUGGUGCUAGCGUUGCGUACUUUGGGUGCAUUUGAUUUCGAAUGGAAUAAUACCUUAAUGUCCUUUAUUAGAAGAUGCACAGAUUAUUAUUUACAAAGCGAACAACACGAUAUCCGCUUAGAAGCUGUUAAAACUGCUGCAAAAUUGCUGAUUAAGGCUAUCGAAAGAUGCACUCAAACAAAUUCACGCACAUUGAGUUUAAUUGUAGACGAAUCACUGGGAAAACUUUUGGCUGUCGGUAGAUCGGACUUUGAUCAGGAAGUUCGUUAUAAAGUGCUCGAGAUAUUUACUAAUCCCAUUUUUGACAAGUAUUUAGCAAAUGAGGAACACCUAAACUGUCUUUUCGUAGCUAUUAAUGAUUCCAAUAGUGAUGUAAGUGAGUUAGCUCUGUGCUUGGUUGGCAGGUUGAGUAAUAUUAAUCCGAGUUAUACUACUCCCACUUUACGACAGUUUUUUGUACAAGUUUUAAUAGAGUUACAGUAUUCGGAAUCAACACGAAAUAAAGAACAAGCUUUGAGAAUGGUCAACAACAUCAUAUCGCAUGCUCCAAGGAUAACUCGACAAUUUGUAGAUACCAUACUGAAAGUUCUUGUACCGAAACUAAAAGAAGAAGUUGGUAAUUCGACUAUGAUUUCUUCAAUUUUAAAAGCAAUAGGCGACCUUGCCGAAAUAAAUGGUGGAGGAAAUGCACUAAAACAAUGGCUACCCGAAUUGAUAUCGAUUCAGUUAGAGAUACUUGCUGAUCCUAAUCAAAUCGAAAAGAGAAGUGUAGCACUAUGGUCAUUUGGACAAGUUGUCAGUGCAAUAGGGUAUGUAGUUACGCCUUAUAUGGAAUAUCCCCACCUAAUGGACAUGCUUCUAAACUUCUUAAAGACUGAACAGCAGGCUAGAGAUCGCCGAGAAACUAUACGAAUAUUAGGACUCUUGGGAGCCUUAGAUCCAUACAAGCAUAGAGUAAAUCAGGGCUUGAUUGAUUUUCAAACAGUCUCCACGUUAAUACCGAUUACAGAAACUACAGCGAAUUAUGAAAAUUUUGAUACAAAUGUAAGUGACAUGUUAGUUAAUAUGUCCCCGUUAGUGCUUGACGAAUUUUAUCCGGCAAUAGCCGUUACAUCUUUAAUGAGGAUAUUACGAGAUCCAUUGUUAGCAAGGCAUCACACGUGCGUGGUGCAUGCAGUGACUUUUAUUUUCCAAUCAUUAGGUAUAAAGUGUGUCCCAUAUAUAUCCCGAGUUACUCCUAGCCUUUUAUAUGUCAUACGUACCACUGACAACAGUAAUUUUCGAGAAUUUUUAUUUACUCAAUUAGCUCAAUUAAUAUCUGUCGUGAAAAUUCAUAUAAGAGCAUAUUUGGAAGACAUUUUUGAAAUAAUCAGGGAGUAUUGGACGCCAGAUAGUCAACUACAGCCAACAUUGAUUUUAUUGGUAGAGCACAUCACAGUUGCUAUUGGUACCGAAUUUAAGAUUUAUCUCAGGAAGAUCCUGCCAAAUAUUUUGCGAGUGUUGAAAUACGACAGGAGUAAAGAUAAAUUUUUAACAGAAAAGCUGUUGCUGGCCAUUCAAAAAUUUGAGAACAAUUUAGACGAUGUUUUGCUGUCUAUCGUUCCAGCGGUUACUGGUUUGUUUGAUGGAAGGAAUAUUCCCACAUCCAUAUCGAAAUUGGCAAUGGAAACAAUUGAACAUUUAUCUGUGUAUCUGUAUUUUCGUCCAUAUUCAGCUGUCAUUAUACAGGCUCUAGCGAAAGUACUCGAUAACAAUCCAGUUUUACGACAAACAGCCAUGAGCACCUUAUGCGCUUUGAUAGUGCAAAUGGGACGUGAAUAUAUCGACUACAUACCAUCAAUUGAUAGAAUUUUAUUGAAGCACAAAAUACAAUGCCCUCAUUAUGUAGUGCUAGUGACACGACUACAAGUAACUUCCACACUCGCUUCAGACGAUGAUUAUUUGGAUGAAACACGAUCGAGGUUACGGAACAAAAAAACAGAUGUGAUGACUAACACAAAUGAAAUACAAGUACAAAAGCUUACAUUAAACAUACAUAAUUUGCGAAAAUGUUGGUCUGUAAACGGCCUCAUAUCUAAAGAGGACUGGCUUGAAUGGCUACGACAGCUGAGUGUUGGUUUUCUUACGGAGUCCAACAGUCCUGCCAUAAGGGCAUGCUCGACUUUAUCACAAAACUAUCCUCAGUUAGCGAGCGAAUUGUUUAACGCGGCAUUCAUGUCCUGCUGGACGGAGCUGGGCGACCAGCCUCGCAAGGAGCUGGUGGCAGCAUUGGAACGGGCUCUUACAGUUCCUGAUGUACCGGAACUGGCGUUGGCUGUUUUGAACCUGGCAGAGUUCUUGGAACAUUGCGAAAAGGGAGCUCUGCCAAUUCCAAUUAAACUUCUCGGAGAUACCGCCAUCAGUUGUAGGGCGUACGCGAAAGCUCUCUACUACAAGGAAGAAGAGUAUCGCAGAAAUCCUACAACACAAGUUGUCGAAGCACUAAUACACAUAAAUAAUAAACUGCAACAGAAGGAAGCAGCUAAUGGACUGCUUGAGAAGGUAAUAACGCAAAAGAAGAAUGGAGAUUGUUCGUUGAAUGUUCACGUGCGUUGGUACGAAAAAUUGCACAAUUGGGAACAAGCGUUAGAUUUGUAUGAUAAGAAAUUAGAAACUGAGCCCCAGGACUCUGAGUCCAGGUUGGGUAUGAUGAGAUGCUUGGAAGCAAUGGGAGAGUGGAGAAAGCUUUAUAAUUUCACCAGCGACCAAUGGGACACCAUGACCGAGGAUAUUAAAAAGAAAUGUGCCAAGAUAGCCGCUGCCGCCUCAUGGGGCUUGCAGGAGUGGGAGUCCAUGAAAAAGUACGUAGAUUGUAUCCCAGAAGAUACACAAGACGGUUCAUUUUAUCGCGCCAUAUUAGCUAUUCACGAAGGUCAGUGGCCUGAGUCCAGACAUUAUAUAGACGCGGCAAGAAGCUUACUAGAUGGCGAAUUAACUGCUGUUUUAGGCGAGAGCUAUCAGAGAUCAUAUGGAGCCCUUGUCAAUGCACAGUUAUUAACUGAGUUAGAAGAAGUGGUGACCUACAAGUUGGUGGAAGAAAGGAGAAGUACUAUACACAGGGCUUGGUGGACUAGGCUUCAAGGCGGUCAACGCUUGGUAGAAGAUUGGCGGAAGAUGCUUCAAAUACGUAGUCUCGUUAUGACUCCUCGGGAAAAUUUCCAAACAUGGCUUAAAUUUGCAUCACUCUGCAGAAAAACUGGUUCAAUAACACAGGCCCACAAAAUUGUUCUCUCCAUUUUGGGCUGCGAUCCCAUAACUAAUCCUGAUGUGUUAUUGCGAAUGCAAGAUCCGAGAAUUGUGUUAGCUUACAGUAAAAACUUGUGGGAGGCGGGGAAUAAACGCUACGCCUACGACGUCCUGCAGAGAUUUGUCGACAACUCCGAACCGGACAACGAAGAUCAUUGUCGAUUACUAGCGAGGUGUCACUUAAAGUUGGGUACUUGGUGUGAAUCUCUCCAAGAAGUUAACGAGCUAUCAAUCCCAGAAAUUUUGAGAAACUACGCCGCGGCCACGAUACUGGCUCCGGAGUGGUAUAAAGCAUGCCACGCUUGGGCAUGCAUGAAUUUCGAAACGGUCUUAUUUUACAAACAACAAGACAACAUUUCCGAAAGUAGUCUUGCCGGUGGCUCCGGGGAGAAAAAAGUCUCUAGGGCAGAAUUUAUUAACACACAUACCAUUCCUGCUAUAGAAGGGUUCUUUAAAUCAAUCAGCUUGUCAAACGGAAAUUCUCUUCAAGACACAUUAAGACUCCUUACAUUGUGGUUCGACCACGGACAUCACCCUGCGAUAUAUGAUGCACUAUUUGAAGGGAUACGUCAAAUAGAUAUCAAAAUAUGGCUUCAAGUAAUACCGCAACUCAUAGCUCGAAUCGAUUCGCCGAGAAGUCUAGUUGCGAAGUUAGUCCAUAUUCUGUUAAUAGAUAUAAGCAAGUCACACCCACAGGCCCUAGUAUACCCGUUGACCGUGGCUACGAAAUCUUCCUUCGUGACAAGGAAAACUGCCGCAAAUUAUAUAUUGAAAACAAUGUGCGCUCACUCGCAAAAUCUAGUCAAUGAGGCUGCUAUAAUAUCAGAGGAAUUGAUUAAAGUUGCAAUUCUAUGGCAUGAUCAGGUCUUUAUAGCAUUGGAUGAAGCUUCCAGGUUGUAUUUCAGUGAAAAAGAUUACAGAGGCAUGUUUAGAACACUUGAUAAAAUGCAUACAAUGCUUGACCGACCUCCGGAAACUUUGAAAGAGGUUUCCUUCCUGCAAAUGUAUGGUAGAGAUUUACAAGAGGCGCAAAGGUGGUGUGAGCUUUAUAAGGAAACGAACGAAGACCGUUACCUGAACGAGGCGUGGGACCUGUACUACCACGUGUUCCGGCGACUGUCGUCGCAGUUCCGGUCGCUGACGUCGCUGGAGCUGCAGUACGUGAGCGAGCGCUUGCACGCCUGCCGCCACCUGGAGCUGGCCGUGCCCGGCUCCUACGUGCCCCAGGAGCGCCUUAUCAAAAUAGACCACAUCAAGAGCCAGUUGCAGGUAAUAAAAUCCAAACAAAGGCCACGUCGCUUAACAAUUCAAGGAUCUGAUGGCAAACAGUACAUGUUCCUACUCAAAGGUCACGAAGACCUCAGACAGGACGAGCGAGUGAUGCAACUAUUCGGCCUUGUUAAUACGCUCCUGCAGUCCGAUACAAACACUUAUCGGCAUGACUUAGCGAUACAGCGGUAUGCGGUAAUCCCUCUGUCACCUAACUCUGGUCUGAUAGGCUGGGUACCACAGUGCGAUACAUUGUACAAUCUUAUAAGUGACUAUCGAGACAAAAAAUCGAAUAAACUGGCGUUGAAUACCGAGCAACAAAUUAUGCAGCGAAUGGCGUCCGACUACCAGAAGCUUAUGUUAAAGCAUAAGGUAGAAAUAUUCGAAUACACGUUAUCUCAGACACCAGGCAAUGAUCUGGCGAGACUACUGUGGCUCAAGAGCCCUUCUGCAGAAGCGUGGUUCGAGCGACGGACAAAUUAUACGCGUUCUUUGGCUGUUAUGAGCAUGGUCGGAUAUAUCCUGGGCUUAGGAGACCGUCACCCGUCAAACAUAAUGCUGCAUCGAGUCUCCGGAAAAGUAUUACAUAUCGAUUUCGGAGAUUGCUUCGAAGUCACACAGACUAGAGAGAAGUUCCCGGAGAAGAUACCAUUCAGGCUGACUAGAAUGCUGAUUAAUGCUAUGGAGGUAACCGGCAUCGAGGGCACUUACCGCUUUACCUGCGAGUCAGUAAUGCACGUACUGCACAAACAUAGGGACAGUGUGAUGGCUGUCUUAGAGGCCUUCGUCUACGAUCCUCUCCUCAACUGGAGGCUCAUCGAUAAUGACAGACACUCUAUCACAGAGUCUUCUUUCUCCUCCGACAUCGACUCCUCUUACUCCCUCCCAAGUAGGAGUAGAAAUCACCUACACUACGAAUCGUUAGAAAUACCUCCCGAAGCUAAUCUCAACAAGCGAGCGUUGGCUAUUCUAAAUAGAAUAAGAGAUAAAUUGACUGGGCGAGACUUUCCACAAAUAGAAGCGGUUGUCAGUGUGCCGAAACAAGUUGAUAUGCUAAUAAAAAUUGCAACUAAUAAUGAGAAUUUAUGUCAAUGCUAUAUUGGGUGGUGUCCGUUCUGGUAA